GUGUAGUUCUUUUUGUAACACUCUAUCCACACUUACUGAUGCUCUAUAUCGCUCCAUAACGAGCAUAGGCUGUUUUCCUUCCGAUAAGCAUUGUUGUCUAUAUAUCAUCUUUAUUGCUGCAUUUAUUAACAAUUGCUCGUUGGCAAAGAAAUGAUAGUGAGUUGAAUAUUCUGUUUCUUAUUUCAGGUACUGUUUUUUGUGUCUUUAAAUGGAAGUGAUGCCUUCAUUAUGCUUGUGGUUCAUCAUAGGAUCAUUUGCCUGUGACUCUGAAAUCAGCAAGUGGAAAGGCAUCCUAGCUUCUUGUCCAUCACCACUGUCACAACAGGAGAUUUGUCUAUUUUAAUGGGAGCAAGGAUACGAUUUCAUCUGAGAUGUCAGGAGCAUUGAUCUGGAUAUGGUUUGCCCGCUAAUGGCCAAGCUAGGCAGCUGUCCUAUAAGCCUUCUGAUUGCCAAUAGAGGUUUCUUAAUUAUAAUAACUACACCGCCAAGUUUGGUUGAUAUUCUGUCAAAUCUAUUCCUUGCAUCGUUCCGUGUGGUCUUUAUGUUGUCAGCAUGUGCCGUCUUCUCAAAGACAUGCAUUGAAUUCUCUGUUUCAUCUGCCAAUGAUGUUUCUAAACAGCUAGAGACAUCUCAUGGGUCUAUUCCAUUAGUUUCUUCCCAUCUGCUAAGAUUUCCUAACGACCUGACACAUGAUAUGUACAAUAAUUAUUAAUGUCCAUGCUCUAUUUUUUUGUAAGUUGAACUAUGUUUGGGUUACUCCAAUGCAGGAGGAUAUUAUGGAAUU
Messenger RNA from Lolium rigidum, 784 nucleotides. Its product is annotated as protein transport protein Sec61 subunit alpha-like. The record is from RefSeq and is a predicted model, not a curated record. Lineage: Eukaryota; Viridiplantae; Streptophyta; Magnoliopsida; Poales; Poaceae. Bases 395 to 712 code for a protein of 105 amino acids. The transcript has 4 exons.